Aspergillus viridinutans is the source of this 882-nucleotide messenger RNA. RefSeq names its product NAD-dependent epimerase/dehydratase family protein. The record is from RefSeq and is a predicted model, not a curated record. The transcript has a single exon. Lineage: Eukaryota; Fungi; Ascomycota; Eurotiomycetes; Eurotiales; Aspergillaceae. Bases 1 to 882 code for a protein of 293 amino acids.
AUGGGUCUUCGAGUAAUUAUCACCGGAGGUUCUGGUAAAGCCGGCCAACAUGUGAUCGCAGAGCUCCUUAAAGCCGGACAUACAAUCUUGAAUUUGGACCUGCUUCCUUGCCCAAAUGAUAAAGUCUACACACUCAAAACUGACCUGACACAGUCAGGUGAGGUCUUCAGUGCCAUGUCUGGGCAAUUUGCCUUGAGUGAACCGUUUCCACCGGGGCUUCCUCCGACCCCAGAUGCGGUCAUUCAUCUCGCAGGCUACUCACGCAACAUGCUCGCACCUGAUGACGAGACCUUCCGGACAAACACGGUCUCCACAUACAAUGUGAUCGAGGCUGCCUGUAAACUAGGGAUCAGGAAGAUCAUUAUUGCUAGCAGUGUCACGGUGUACGGCGUGUCUUUCGCACUGGGUGACACAGAUUAUCCGUCUUUCCCGGUAGAUGAAGAAGUCGAUGCGAAUCCAACCGAUACGUACGCGAUUGCCAAAGUUUGCGGCGAGCGAGUUGCAAGGGGUUUCGCGGGUCGGUUUGGUGCCGAUAUUUAUGUCUUUCGGAUUGGGCGGGUGAUUGCACAUGAAGAAUACGAACCUGCGAAAUGGAAGGUCCAUGGUUGGUCUUAUACGGACGCUCGUGACCUAGGUCGGAUGUGCGACUUGGGCCUUCGGAAGUCAGGACUUGGGUUUCAGGUCUUCAACGCAACGAAUGAUACCAUCACAAGCACGACCCCGACAGAGGAGUUUCUCAGGCAGCAAUGUCCCAAUGUCCCAUUUACAAGACAGAUGGAGGAGUUCGAGGCUCCAUUGACCAAUGCCAAGAUCAAAUCAGUCCUGGGAUUCCAGGAAGAACACCCGUGGCGCAACUAUUUUCCUUUCAAGGCAAAGAAAUAA